Molecule: messenger RNA, 1350 nt
Organism: Bathycoccus prasinos
Lineage: Eukaryota; Viridiplantae; Chlorophyta; Mamiellophyceae; Mamiellales; Bathycoccaceae
Product: ankyrin repeat protein
Exons: 2
Coding region: 1-1350 (449 amino acids)
Source: RefSeq, a predicted model, not a curated record
AUGAACGCACAAGCAGAAAAAGACGAGCAAAACGCGCUCAAACAGGCCGGCGACGUCAUACUGGACGUCUACGACGUGAAAAAUCAGCACGUCUUUCAAAAGAGAGACGUCGCUAGGGAUCAGCUUUCGUUUUUGUUUGAAGACGUGAGCGAUAUUUUUUUCUUAGAUACAAAAAUACGAGCUGAUACGUUUUCUUUAGGACAAGCCAACCGUACCAGGGGUGCGGUAUUACACGCCUUGACGCCCAAUUUACACCCGCUGUCUAACCAAAACGCGGACAUAGAUCUGUUCUUGUAUGGUUUGUCCGACGCGCAAGCGCGAGAGAAGAUCAAGCGUCUCUUUGAAAUCGCCAAGAAUCAAAAAGGGUGCAAAUCGCCCUCGACGAAACCGUGCGUCUUGAGAACGCAACACACGGUGACGUUUGUUUUUGCGUUUCCUCAUCGAAAUGUCUCUGUCAUUUUGCGUCUCCACGACGACGCGCCGCAAGUGGUACAGUGUUUUGAUGUAGACUGUUGUGGAUUUUACUACAACGGGAAAACCGUGAAGUGUACGGUUCGUGCCGCAUUGGCGUUGCGAACCCGAUGCAACGUAAUGGUGGAAGAGAAGCGAACGCCGGCUUACGUGCAACGUCUCUUGAAGUAUGUUAGAAGAGGCUACUCGAUCGCUGUUCCAGGCCUGAAAUGGGACGAUAACGAAGAAACGCGUCGCAUGUGGACGAAAAAGAGAAAAUCAGAUGAACCGCAGUCUUUCAUUCGCUCCUACUACGGUGAUGGUGAUGAGUGUGAUAAGUACGAAUAUUUUGAGGCCACACAGAUGGACAAGCUAUUGCUCGCGUGUAAAGCUGGGCGCAAGGUUUUUACUCCCGAAAUUGAUCGAGGGGAAGAUACGUAUCCUAUGCUUAAGCGUCUAAACAUCAACCCAGGUCAUGCAAUCCAGACUCGUCGCUCAAAGUUUCCGCCGCGCCUUCAGAACACGAAAGAAUUGGCUUUGUUAUAUUUCUCCGAACCUCCAGAGGAGGUCGAAGAUGAGUACGAUUUCGACAUGUUCAGAUUGCCCCUGGGGCACUUCAACGACCUCGUCGCUUGGAAAGUUGACGGCUUCCUUUCUGCGAAGAAGAAAUGUAAAGGACGCGUCGAAUUCCAAAUCGGCGGCAUACCCACCGGCAGAGCCGAGCUUUUGAACGAAAGACAAGGUCCGCUGUUUAAUAUUCCAAAAGAGGAUCAGAACGAGUAUCAAGAACCACCGAAAUUGGAGGUGGUUAAUCGAGGCGUGCGCAUCAUGCUCGCCGAGUUCGCCCCUCCUGGGAGCGCGCCCCCCGGUGCAUCCGCGAAGGAUCCAAUCGUGUUGUGA